UGGUCAUUGCUUGUCAUUUUGUAUCAGCACUGAAACUGGGCUACGGUGUAAGCGUGAUGUCACACUGGGUAUAAGAUCUGCAGCCAUGCAUUUGACCUCCUGUUAUUGGAUUGAGCCUGUGACCCGUCUCACUGUAAGACCACCUUUUCAGUCAAUCUACCAACCUCAGGAGUAAUGGCGUUCCAGUCAAAUGUGAUCAGCACGCAGCCUCAGGUCUCCGUCACUCAGUACACGGUGUCGUCCGGAUCUUCAGACUGGAGUUCAAACGUGUGCGACUGCUGUGAAGACUGUGGCAUCUGUCUUUGUGCAACGUUCGUCCCCUGUAUCCUGGGCUGCCAGGUGGCUCAGGACCACGGGGAGAGCUGCUGCCUGCCCUGCCUCCCAGGGGCCAUGAUCGCUCUGAGGACCAGCAUCCGCGACAAAUACCACAUCGAUGGCUCUGUGUGUGACGACUGGGUUAUCAUGGGCUGCCUGCCUUUAUGUGGACUGUGUCAGAUGGCUCGAGAGCAGAAGAUGAGAGGAUAGAAAGAUUUUUACAUUAAAACUUAUUUUAAAAUGGCAAAGAAGUGGAAUAUUUGGAAAUUGGCUUACCUUGGUUUGGACAACAUUUCAAUUAAAUCAACAUUGACAUGACCUAGGUACAGCAUUUCCUAAAUAACUAGAAAAGGUUUCAAAGUUAAGAGUAACUGACUGUUAAUACGACUGAAUUGUUGUUUUGUGACUUUAUUAUUCUUUAAUAUGAAUUACAUAUAUAUGUGUUUAAAAAAACAGAGACAUGGGCAGUGAUUAAUUCAGGUAUUCCUCAACUUCUUUACUGAACACUGCAAAUUAAAUGACAUACCAUAGUGACAUUUUGUUCAUGCAAUACUCCUGAGAAAACAUGGCCAAGGAAAUAAAGAACACUGACUUUUCAUUUACUCUAAAUAAGCAAAAUUGGAUUUGUGAAUUUACCAACAUCGUAUGGCUCAGUGGGUAGAGCAGGCGGCCAUAUACUGGGGCUUGAUCCCCAUGCGGUGGACCCGGGUUUGAAUCCGGCCUGGGUCCCUUUGCCGCGCAUCUUCCCCUCUGUCUCCCUGUUUCUGACCUGCACUGUCACUGUAUUAAAAGGCAGUGGUUGCCAAAAAAAAUUCUAGAAGGAAAAAAAACAAAUCCUACUUGAAAUCAUCUAAAUACUAUUUAUCUUGCAUGCAAUGCUCUUCUUCAAUAUUGUAUCAUCAUGUGUUUUCUAAUGUUACACAAAAGUAGAUUUAUAUGAAUGUGAUUCAAGCAACAGUAUUUCAAUUAAAACCUCCUGAGAUUUUAUGGUUGUGACUGAAUAUGGAAGUAAAGAAAGGGUUGUUCCUCUUUUUGAUUCA
This is a messenger RNA of Eleginops maclovinus (Patagonian blennie), 1355 nucleotides long. It is a transcript of the gene cnfn, whose product is annotated as cornifelin. The transcript is spliced from 4 exons. Lineage: Eukaryota; Metazoa; Chordata; Actinopteri; Perciformes; Eleginopidae. Bases 175 to 525 code for a protein of 116 amino acids. The record is from RefSeq and is a predicted model, not a curated record.